UCUCUUCAGUUUCAAUGGAAUUCAUACUAAUAUUUAUUCUUCUCGAACCAAAUUUUCGACGCUGUUUAAACCUAAACUCGGGUUAAACGACUCAAACCAAAUUAAAAAUCUUGUCAGCGGACAACGGUCGCGGUCCAUGAGUGACCGAAUCACCGCCCACUGUUGGUGUUCCUGUGUUUGGCGAAAAACUUAGAUCUCCCGGAUUAUUAUCAACAGAUUAAUGCUGCAAAGGUGAUAGAAAUUCUCCGCGGCAGUGACGUUCAAUUAGUGAAUGAGUAGAUCCAGAAAUUGUCUGAAUGACAUUGCGCACCGGCGUUGAACCAAUGGACGGGCAGCCAAUCGUCGGUGUACCUAUAAAGCGAGCGCUGCCGGUGUUGAUAUAUCAUAUUUUUGACAAGAAAGACGACUGAAGUUUCACAAGAUGUAGCAAAUCACUUAAUAAUCGUUACCUUUUCUCAUCGCAAAGAAAACUUCUCCAGAAAUUCCAAUGUAGACUGGAAAAAUAUUUCAACGUUUUAGAAAAAAAAAUCGGAUUGGCUUUCAAUAUGGAAUAUCUUAUACCUGUUUUGCUACUCUGGACGAGUAUAUGUGUAACUUUAGUGCAUUCAAUCGACUUUCCGGUAUCAGAAAAGUAUUCGACGUGUCCCAAGAAAUGUGACCUGUCUAAAUGUAAAAAAUUGAGUUACUGCGGGGGGACCAUAAUAAAGGAUGAGUGCGGAUGUUGCCAGAUAUGUUCCUCAGAUACCUGGAUUCACCCCAAAGUCUCCUCCGUGAAACAAGGUGGUGCGUGUGAACAAGUGAAAUGCCCAAAAAUGAAAGUCUGUAUGGAGAACAUGCAAGGUCUACCCUUAUGCACUUGCCCGAAUUUGUUCAUAUGUAGACGAAGUAACAAACAAGUUUGCGGAAGUGACGACAACACAUACCAGUCUCGUUGUCAUAUGAGAGUAGCGUCAUGCACACUUGGUAAACGCAUACGAGUAAAGCAUAAGGGCGCUUGUGGAAUGGUUGCCACCGAACACAGUGGUGCUAAUAAAUACCCGGAUGGAGAAUUCGACAUUCGUAGUCGUCGACGGAAAGAAAGAAAGCUUGAAAAGAAAAAAAGACGAUUAGAAAGACAAAGAAGAAAGAGGCGAAAUAGGAAGAAGGCAAGGAAAAAUAAAGAUAAAAAAUCAAAGAGUAAAAAUAAAAAACGUAGAAAGAGGCGACACAAUAGACACAAUAAAAGAGGACUAUCAAAAGGAAGAACAGGAAAAUUAAAAACAAGGACGUGAUAAAACGCCGUAUAGAACAGUGAAUAAUUAUUUAUUGUGUUAAAAUUCUUUUGUCAAAGUUUAUCCUUAAUAUUGUCGGUCAGUAUUUAAAUUCACUACAGUUCAAUUUAUCUUUUUACUAGAAAAUGCCAAAAUACCAAUACAUUUGUACAUAAUUUACAUGUACUUAGAUAUAUUUAAAAGUUUUAUCUUUGCGGGGAAAUGUUUUUAAAACCAACCUUUUUAAUCAAUUUAUACAUAUGAUGUACGUUGUAUUUUGUUAGCCUCAAAGGCAGUAAUUUGUAGCUUUUCUCGCAAUUUAAAAAUAAUUUCAGUUGUUUACUUAUUUUUGUAAUAAACUUUAAAAAGCAA
Messenger RNA from Magallana angulata, 1622 nucleotides. RefSeq names its product follistatin-related protein 3-like. NCBI's taxonomy places the organism in Eukaryota, Metazoa, Mollusca, Bivalvia, Ostreida, Ostreidae. Gene Ontology annotation, molecular function: calcium ion binding; protein binding; collagen binding. Gene Ontology annotation, biological process: anatomical structure development. The transcript is spliced from 2 exons. The record is from RefSeq and is a predicted model, not a curated record. Gene Ontology annotation, cellular component: extracellular region. Bases 546 to 1271 code for a protein of 241 amino acids.